AUGAAGAUCUGUCUGAUCAAUUCCUCAUACGAGGGUGUCGACUCUCCUUUUGAGAAGUAUGACGAAUUCCCGGAUCCAAAUAGGUACAUAUCCAAAGACCGCCAUGAGUUCGUUACUCGAUAUGUCACCAAGGCCAACGCAAAGGCAGAGAUUGAUGAAAUCUGCAAAGAGAACUUUGACCUCUUUAUGAAUUACAUGUGGGGCAUUGAAUCCGAUGAUGUUGCGGGCGUCGAAGCAACCCGCUACCUAGAAUCGAAAGGUGUCAUCAUCCUGACUAAUCCCUCUACCUUCCUGGCAAAGAAUAAACUUGAUCUGCAAAAAGCAGCAAAAAAGUGCGGUCUUCGGGUACCAGGCGACACCCCCGGGAAGUACCCGAAGAUCGUCAAGUACGCCGACGGAUAUGGGUCUCUCAACCUCGACGAGGAUUCCAUCUGCUAUACGGAAGAAGAGGUGAUCAAGCGCGUGGCUAUGAUGCAGAAAGACAACACCACCUUCAGCAUUCUGGUCCAGGAUUAUAUCAUUGGCAAAGAAUGUUCUGCCAUCGUGGUUGAGAUGGGGCGUGAGGUGGUCGCCUUGACUCCCUUGCAAUACGUGUUUCCGGAAAACACGCCCGAUAACGAAGCCUUCCUGACGUGGCAUAACAAGUUCGAAGCUGUGGACCAAGGCAUCAUCAAGUAUGCCUUUGUCGAGGAAGAGCCGCACAAGGCGAACCUCCAGUCUGCCGCUGUGGAAGCGUUCAAGGCGAUCGGCGUCAGCGGCGGUGGUGCUUGGGCUCGUGUUGACAUGCGACUGGAAGAAAGUACCGGCCAUGCAUAUGUGAUUGAAGUCAAUUGUAUCCCUGUGGUGUUCUACCCCAAAGGUAAUACCUUGGGAGAUGACUUGGUUGUAGAGGAGAAGUUCCCCGGUGGCCAGGCAGCCUUCUUUGAUAUGCUUCUCGCUACCAAACAAAUGCAGCUGGGCUGGCACACUGCGCAGAACAACCAUAUUGCUGCUGUCUAUGACAGCUUUGCCCCGGCAUAUCAUGCCGUGUGGGAGAACUCGGAGCUCUGCAACAUCCAAAAGUUCUUUUCUGCCAACUAUGAUCUAUCUGGGACAGUUCUAGAUGUCGCCUGCGGUACGGGGGCAAUGGGACAAGUCCUUCAUGAACAAGGUAUCCAGGCAGAGGUCUUUGGUAUUGAUCUGUCUCCGUGCAUGUUGGAAGCUCCUAAUAUCAAGAAGUAUUACAAGGAGGUGCGCGUUGGUCCGAUGCAGGAGCUGAUCAUGGGCGCUGGGGAACACGAUCACAUUACCUGCUUUGGAGCUCUUCAUUUCCUUGACACUGUUCACUUCAAUGCCGUUCUGGCCAGGAUGUUCAUGCUCGCCCGUAAAUCCGUCACUUUCGAAGUGGAUGACCUCGACGACGCUUACAUUCAAGAGAUCAAGCGGAAACAUGGAGAUAUGACUUUCAAUGCCAAUCAUGUGCAAGCUGUUGCGGAGUUCGGUAUUCCAAAGGGGUGGAAGCGUGUGUAUAACGAGCGCCAUUUCUUGUAUUCGUCCCCUACCACAAAGACGGAUGUUUAUGGAUAUGCAAUGCGAUAUGAGAAAUUGUGA
Messenger RNA from Aspergillus pseudoviridinutans, 1590 nucleotides. RefSeq lists its product as uncharacterized. The coding region runs from base 1 to 1590 and encodes 529 amino acids. Gene Ontology annotation, biological process: peptidoglycan biosynthetic process. NCBI's taxonomy places the organism in Eukaryota, Fungi, Ascomycota, Eurotiomycetes, Eurotiales, Aspergillaceae. The record is from RefSeq and is a predicted model, not a curated record. The transcript has 4 exons. Gene Ontology annotation, molecular function: D-alanine-D-alanine ligase activity.